Molecule: messenger RNA, 255 nt
Organism: Ostertagia ostertagi
Lineage: Eukaryota; Metazoa; Nematoda; Chromadorea; Rhabditida; Trichostrongylidae
Source: the annotation of a GenBank genome assembly
AUGCCGACAUCGUCGAAACGAAUUCCGCGUUCGGUGUCGGCGCCGGUAUUCCGGAAGACGUCAAGACGCCUGGUCAAUGUGCUUCUGUUUAAACUUCGUGAUAUGCGUAUCGCUACAAGAGGAUUGUAUCCCCCUCUACCACCUCCUCCUCCUCAUCAUCGCAACCCCAGUCUCGACGACUAUCGGAACAGCUACAUUCUACUAAAGACCAUUCCUGGAUCGCAUUUUGACGCUUUAAAAUGGGGUCCGAUGAUG